UCACAACACAGUUCAAACAAUUGUUUUUAUUUUAUUUACCCUUAGUUACUUUAAUGAAUUAAAAUACCCAAAACAAUGGCAGAAGCCGCAAAUUUGCGCCAGAAUCUUCAAAAUGUACCGUCGAUCUUUGAAAUCUCAGCGGCGGAGACGCUGGACAACCUGAUUUACCCGGCGCUGAGCAAGAUCUUCGACUACUUUGGAUUGCGGCUGGACUUUAAACUUUGGGGAAGUUUACGAAUUCAAGAGGAGCUAUCGCCACUUCUAACGUGGUUGCUACAGUACUUGUAUCUUCGGAAAAGGGCCUCCUCCUUUGGGGAGAGCUUCUACGGAUUGCAAAGAACGGUUACGCAAACUGGGGAUUUGCUGAACCGCCGUCAGCAGUUUGCAUCCGCCACAUUGUUGACCUUUAUUCCAUACCUAGAACGGAAGCUAAGGAGCAGGAUUACCCACCAUCAGGACACGAGUCCCUGGGAGCAGCGUCUACUCAGUGCCUUUCAUGCAUUCCAUGCCGCCAAAGCGGUCCACACAUUCCUUUACCUUAUAAAAUACGCUUCGAGUCACUCGCCCAUCUUCAGAUCUUUGGGUCUGACCCUGCGCUACCCUAGUGAACCCCCUAAGGAAGAUCAAUGGACCUAUCUCGUCCUCAAAAUGCUGGAGGUUUUGGCCUUUUUCCUGCAGUUCGUACAGUGGUGGUACUCUACGGAUCAGCGACGCAAGGUCGGAGGCACUCUGCUCAAUCCGGAGGCCAUGCCAAGGAAAGAGCUGCCCAAGGAAGUGCAAAAGACUCUUCCCAAACGAGGAGAGUGCCCAGUUUGCUUGCUGUCCAUCCAGACACCCACUGCCUGCUCCGUCUCCGGCUACGUUUUCUGCUGGAAGUGCAUCCUAAGCCACAUGAAGGAGCAUGGAAGUUGCCCGGUUACCCAUUAUCCCAUUAGCCUGGAUGAUCUAGUUCGCAUCUACGAAACCUAACCUUAAGUAUUUUGUUAUCUUUUAUACGAUUUUGUUAAUACAUUUAAUAAGAAAAUGGAAA
Messenger RNA from Drosophila rhopaloa, 1030 nucleotides. RefSeq names its product peroxisome assembly protein 12 (gene Pex12). Gene Ontology annotation, cellular component: peroxisomal membrane; peroxisomal importomer complex. The coding region runs from base 76 to 969 and encodes 297 amino acids. NCBI's taxonomy places the organism in Eukaryota, Metazoa, Arthropoda, Insecta, Diptera, Drosophilidae. The record is from RefSeq and is a predicted model, not a curated record. The transcript has a single exon. Gene Ontology annotation, molecular function: protein binding; ubiquitin-protein transferase activity; zinc ion binding. Gene Ontology annotation, biological process: protein import into peroxisome matrix; protein monoubiquitination.